Dromaius novaehollandiae (emu) is the source of this 2061-nucleotide messenger RNA. It is a transcript of the gene DPP7, whose product is annotated as dipeptidyl peptidase 7. The transcript has 13 exons. Gene Ontology annotation, biological process: proteolysis. Gene Ontology annotation, cellular component: vesicle. Gene Ontology annotation, molecular function: dipeptidyl-peptidase activity; serine-type exopeptidase activity. The record is from RefSeq and is a predicted model, not a curated record. Lineage: Eukaryota; Metazoa; Chordata; Aves; Casuariiformes; Dromaiidae. The coding region runs from base 102 to 1586 and encodes 494 amino acids.
UUCCGCAAUCCCUUGGGAUCACGUGACCGGCUUCCCGGUGUUCGCACGCGGGAGCAGCCGUCUCGUACGCGCGGAGCUGAGGCGCGAGCUGGCUGGUUGCCAUGGGAACGGGCCCGCCGCCCCUGCUGCUCCUCCUGCUGCCGCUGCUGCAGGGCCGCGGCGCGUCCGCUGCCCGGGCGGCGGGGCCCGGCCUGGAGGAGCGGCUCUUCCCACAGGUACGGGACCACUUCAGCUUCGAGACCUGUGGCAAAGAGACCUUCCAGCAGCGCUACCUGGUCUCAGCAAAGUUCUGGAACAAAGGAUUUGGACCAAUCUUUUUUUAUACUGGCAAUGAAGGUGACAUCUGGACUUUUGCUCAGAACUCUGACUUCAUAUUUGAAUUAGCAGAAGAACAGCAAGCACUAGUGAUUUUUGCUGAGCAUAGGUACUAUGGGAAGUCUCUUCCAUUUGGACUCGAGUCAACCCAGUGGAAGAAGACUGGUCUGCUCACUGUGGAACAAGCCCUAGCUGACUAUGCGGUGCUAAUUACUGAGCUCAAACAGCAGUACGGUGCCACAGACUGCCCUGUUAUUGCCUUUGGAGGCAGCUAUGGAGGAAUGUUGAGCGCUUACAUGAGGAUGAAAUACCCAAACAUUGUGGCUGGAGCAUUAGCUGCUAGUGCUCCUCUGUUGUCUGUGGCUGGACUUGGAGACCCUGCUCAGUUCUUUAGAGACGUAACUGCAGAUUUUCAGAAGUCCAGCCCAGAUUGUGUCACAGCUGUCCGCAAAGCCUUCAAGCAAAUUAAGGAUCUGUACCUGAGUGGAGCUUAUGAUAAAAUCAGCAGCAAAAUGGCCACAUGCAAUAAGAUUUCCAGCAAGGAAGAUGUUUACCAGCUUUCUGGGUUUGCUAGAAAUGCCUUCACCAUGAUGGCCAUGAUGGAUUACCCCUACAAAACUGACUUCAUGGGUCACCUCCCUGCUAAUCCAGUGAAGGUUGGUUGUGAGCAAAUCCUUGCCCACGCAGACCCAAUUCAAGGCCUGGCAGCUCUUGUUGGAGUGUUCUACAACUCCUCCGGCACGGCGCCGUGUUACAACAUCUACCAGCUGUACCGGGCCUGCGCCGACCCCACGGGCUGCGGCACUGGCUCGGCCGCUGAGGCGUGGGACUACCAGGUUUGUACUGAGAUCAACUUAACUUUCAACAGCAACAACGUGACUGAUAUGUUCCCCGAGAUGCCAUUCACAGAGGCCAUGAGAGAGCAGUACUGCCAGAGCAAAUGGCGUGUGAGUCCACGACCACGCUGGCUGCAGACAAACUUCUGGGGAGGAGAUCUGAAAAGUGCAAGCAACAUCAUUUUUUCAAACGGAGACCUGGACCCAUGGGCUGGGGGUGGGAUAAAUAGCAGCCUAAGUCCUUCACUAAUUGCAAUAACCAUUAAGGGAGGUGCUCAUCACCUGGAUCUCCGAGGACAUAAUCCAGCUGACCCCCCAUCUGUCAUUGAGGCACGCAAGCUAGAAGCAAGCAUCAUUAGUGACUGGGUAAAAUCUGCAUGGAUGGAAAAAGCACAGGAGAAGUUAUCUGGCACUUUUGCAGGUGGAUCACCAUGAAUAUAGCCACCUGGCCUCCACCUGAUGUGCUAGGCUGCCACCAUUUGUGACAGGAGGCACAAAGACCACAGCCCACUGAGCUGUGUUUGUCCUCACUGUUUGAGAAAGUGUUAUCUCCUCUGUCAAGACAGUAAGUCAUCUACCUGAAGUGUCCAAUCUGCCCCUAAUCAAGCAUCACAAGAAAAUCAAAAGGCCAAACCACUGACUGAAGCCAGAACCACUUUACAUGGGUUUCAUGCUUACUUGUAUAGAAUGAGAAGUCAUUGUAAAUGGAGAAAAGAAUAAAAGCUUGCUUGAAAGCCUUAAGAACAGUGACACUUGUACCUGUUGUGCCACAGGAAGCAUGUUUUAAUGUUGACAUAAAUACAUGAGGUAUUGUUCCUCUGAACAGGGUAUCAUCACUGUCCCUAGCAGUAUGCUUGCAAGUUGAAGUUAAAUUGGUUUUAGACAAACAAAUAAAAAUCAGAUGAUCAUA